Molecule: messenger RNA, 4789 nt
Organism: Engraulis encrasicolus (European anchovy)
Lineage: Eukaryota; Metazoa; Chordata; Actinopteri; Clupeiformes; Engraulidae
Gene: tfr1a
Product: transferrin receptor 1a
Exons: 19
Coding region: 209-2545 (778 amino acids)
Biological process (GO): intracellular iron ion homeostasis; iron ion transport
Cellular component (GO): external side of plasma membrane
Source: RefSeq, a predicted model, not a curated record
UGAAGGUCUGCAUGCCGAAGUGGGAGUCAAGCUUGGGUAGGUCAACAGAAGGAGUGUGUGAGCACCGCGGACGCACUGGCGAGGUAGAACGUGCGCGCUGAUCCCCGUGGGGAAGAAGAAAAAACAACACUAAAGGUAUCUGCUGAGGACAUUUCGGUUAAAGGGGCACCAUUCAUCAACACUCAUCAUCACCUGGGGGGCCGGAAAAAUGGAUCAAGCCAGGACAACAAUAUCCAAAAUAUUUAAUGGGGAGCCCCAGUCGUACACGCGCUUCAGUCUCACCCAGAACAUGGAGGGUGGAGACAGCCAGGUGGAGAUGAAACUCUCCCCCGAGGCGGAUGAGGAAGUGGGCACCAAUGGGGUGGGAGAGCACCUGAACCACCAGCGAGAGUACUACAAGAAGAAGCCAGCACGCAGCCCCAGAGACAUCUGUUUCCUCAUCGCGGCCACUCUACUCAUCUUUAUCAUUGGCUAUCUCAUUGGAUACUUGGUGCAUCGGAAACAGGAUAAGACCAUGCUCGAAUGUGAUCAGACGCAGGCUGCUGCUGUCAGUGCAAUCGACGAUGACGACUUAACUCUAACUGGAGACUCGGCACCCAAGCAGUUGGACUGGAGUGAUGUGCGAACCAUGCUAGCAGACAGGCUGACUGUCAGUCAGAUAGAUGCCAGUCUGAGUGAAUUUGCUAGGAACGACCACCAGGCUGGCUCUCCUGGUGAUGAAGUGCUGGCCAACAAAGUGCUGAAGAGGUUCAAGGACAACAACAUGGACACUUGGGUUGAUGAGCACAGUGUGCAGUUGCAGCUCCCGCCUGCCUCUGGUUCCAACACAGUUGAAUUCCGUGGCCAGAGCGUGGGGUCUUUACAAGGCUACCUGGCCUACAGCGGCAAUGGAACAGCACAGGGUCCUGUUGUGUAUGCCCAUUAUGGUCAAAAAGAGGACUUUGAUGACCUGAAAGACCUGACCACCAACCUCACUGGAAGAAUCAUUCUGGUUAGAGCUGGAAAAAUAUCUUUUGCGGAAAAGGUGGCUAAUGCAGCUAGUAUGGAUGCAAGCGGUGUCCUAAUCUACCCAGACCCAGCUGACUACGCUCUUGGGGAUGCAACUCAUCUGUUUGGUCAUGUGCAUCUAGGCACGGGGGAUCCCUAUACAACAGGCUUCCCCUCAUUUCAACACACCCAGUUCCCUCCCACCCGCUCCAGUGGCUUGCCCAGUAUCUUAGCUCAGACCAUCACUGCAAGCAUGGCCAAAACUAUUAUGAGGAGCAUGGGUGGACGUAACGCUCCCCGUGUGUGGGCAAGAGGAGAGCUGUCCGGAGUGCAGUACAAGCUGGGAGAUGACAAUGACAUUGUGUCCAUGGGGGUGAACAAUGUCCUGGUGGAGACAAACAUCCACAAUGUAUUUGGUGUCAUCAAGGGUGUCCAGGAUGAAGACCGCUAUGUUGUGAUUGGAGCCCAGAGGGAUGCAUGGGGCCCAGGAUUUGCCAAGUCAACCGUGGGCACAACUUUGCUAGUAGAACUGGCAAGGUCCAUCAGUAACAUGGUCAGAGAAGGCAGGUUCAUGCCCAGACGAAGUGUAGUAUUUGCCAGUUGGUCUGCUGGUGAAUAUGGUAGUGUUGGCGCCACUGAGUGGUUAGAGGGCUAUUUGACAUCUUUGAAUAUGAAGGCAUAUACCUACAUCAGCCUGGAUGGUGUUGUGACAGGUUCUGGCUCCUUUCAAGCAAGUGGAAGCCCGUUGCUGAGUGACUUACUUACAGAGACAUUGAAAGAGGUGAAGAGUGUUGGUGACGCUGGAAAAACAAUAUACUCACAAGCAACAGCAGCCAGUGGCAAGACCUCGUUGCUGGAACCUCUGCAGUUGACAGACCCUGUGUAUCCAUUCAUAACAUUUUCUGGCAUCCCAUCUGUGUCCUUCCAACUCAAUGGAAAGCAGACCUACCCGUACCUAAACACACUACUGGACACAAGAGACAAGUUGAACGCUGCCACCUCUGGAAACCUGGCCCAGCUCAUCCGAGCAGCAGGGCAAGUUGCUGGCCACAUGGCUCUGAGGCUAGUGCACGAUCAUCUGCUCAAGAUGGGCGUGGAGACGUAUAGCCAGGUCGUCAAUAAGUACGUCAUUGAUAUCAUGGACAAAGUCAAUGACUUGAAACGGUCUUCCAUGCUGCCCCGCACCGUGACCACAGACUGGCUUACCUCGGCCAGAGGCUCUUUUGGGCGAAGCGCACGUGAACUCAGGCGAGUUAUCCGGGAAAGCAACCUGGAGGAUGUGGAGCAGUGUCGCAAGAUAAAUGACCGCAUAAUGAGGGUGGAGGCCAAUCUCCUGAGCCCAUAUGUAUCACCCACAACGCAGCCAUUCCGUCACAUCUUGCUAGGUACUGGCUCGCACACCCUGACUGCCCUUGUGGAACAACUGGAUGCCUUCAAGAGUUUAGGGACUGGUGAUGUGGAGGCCUUGAAGACCAAGCUGGCUCUGACUACCUGGACGAUCCAGACCUGCGCCAAUGCCCUUGCAGGGGAUGUGUGGGAAUUGGAUAAUGAUGUUUAGAUCUUCAAACAGAAGACGGGUCAAGCGAACGUAAUGAUUUGAUUUUUCUGCUUGUGAAGGAGGUUUAUUUCAUUUUCAGGUCCCCCUCGAUCCAGCAGACCUUAAAAAGAUCCUUGUUGGUGCUUAAAUGAUCUAGAAGCAUUCACUAUACAACAGAAAUGCCAAGAAGAACAAUUGAUAUUUUAUUCUGUAGAAAACAUGGCCUUAAAGAAGUUGUUACAUGAUGUUUUCCGUUUCCCCGUUCCAAACUGAAGAGUCACAUUAUUGUCUCUUAUAGUUUCUGAGGUGCUAAAAGGAAGGGGUUAAUUAUUUGAGUAUGUCACGUUACACGAAGCAGGGCCUUUAAAUUGGUUACAAAGAAUUGGUUCCUGCUUUUCUGUCCAUGAUUGCAUUUGCAUCAUAGGCAGACUUCAGUAAGUGUUGAAGUCUAAUUGUUCCAUGGUGUAGAUUCUGCCUUCAUCACACUGAAAUGUUGUGUUAUUGAUAAUUUAUCAGUGACAGGGUUCACUAUAAAUAGUAUUUUUAUUACGUCUUUUUUACCAUGUAUAAUUAUCGGGAGCAGUGCCUUCCAUAAUUAUGACAGUUAUACUGUCAAACUGACAAAGCAGCAUCUGCUAUGGAUCUAUACAUGACGGCAAAAGCCACUACACCAAAAACGGCCACCGACAGCAAAAAAAAAAAGUGCCGCACAUGUCAACUUUGCAACACAUAACUAAAUCCGAUUUAUUUUCACCACCAUACCUUUUUCACUAAUCUUCAUUUUAUUUAACCUGUGUAACUGACAGAAUGUAGUACUGCAAGUGGCUGUUUUCGGUGAAGUGUCUUUUGGGGCAUGUAUAUUUCUAAUUGUAAACCUGACCCAUUAUCGGGAGCAGUGCCUCCCAUAAUGUAAGGAUGAAGAAGGUAGUUUUUGCCUACCAGUUGAUGUAUAUCGAGGGCAGUGUCCCUCAUAUUUCACUGUAGGGUGGAUGUCAUUAUCGGGGACAGUGUUUCCCAUAAUCUGCAUUUAUGUACAUAGCUUGCAGCGAACUCUAACCAGAUUUUGACUUAACUAUAGUCUAGCCUUUAGUUUGCCUUAAGUUAACUUACCAAUGCUUUGCACAAUCUUGCUUUUAUUUUCCCCUCUCGCUCUGUCUUGGGUAUGAUGCAGAGCAGUCAGUCACUCCAUGUGUUACAUUUGUUCCCCCUCUAUUGAAAGCAUUGAUAGGGAGGCAGGCAUGAGAGCCAUGUACGUUUUAAGAUUAAAUUAAACACCAGAGAGCCAUAAUCUACUAUGGCACUUUUAAGGGCUUUAAUUAAUCAUUUUAAAUUCAUAUUUUUAUGCCUAUUUUAUUCACUAUUUUAUUUUGAAAUGUCAUCAGUGAACAUAGCCUAGGCCAGGGAUGUCAAACUCGGGCACGGGGCCAAAUUUGGCCCGCGGAGUCUUAUUCGGUCCGUGAGAUCAUUUCAAAUGUGUACUGCAGUUGACCCACAUACACCAUUAAUGGAUAGUGCAACAAUAUUUGAACAUGAAAUUUGGUGUGUCACAGGAAUAUGAAUGGACCAAGGCCAAUGAAACAGCUCACACUCUGUAUGGAACAUAUGGAACACAAUAUGUGCAGAACAUUUGAACUAUCACAUAUGAUGGGAAAAAAUAUGUGUGAAAUGUAACUGAGUAUUAAGUGCAUGCAAGUACAAUUUCAGUCAAUGAAAACAAAAACAAAAAAGAUCUUUCUAGAUUUUGUUUCUGGCCCUCAGUCAAUUUCAGUUUGAGUACCCUGGCCUAGGCAAACCAGUGUAAUUUAGUUAGAGAACAAAAAGGUGACAAUUUCCUGCUCUGUUUUCCUCUAUUUGUAUGUGCACAUUUUAUUUAUAAUCUGUGAUACGCUCCUAUACUUUUACUGUCGUCUAUGCACUUGAUCUAUUGGCUAAUUGUUGCUUCUUAGACAUGAUUCAAAUCAGCAGAUGAACAAUUACGAAUCAUAUACCAACAACAAUAAAUAGCGAAUUAGAGAUGGGUUAGUGAUUUUUAUUUUAAAGUGAGCACGAGUGUUGCAGGCAGCAGAGCUAGGUCAUCAAUGAAGGUACUGGUAACAGCAUGUCUGCUGCUUUUCUUUUCUUUUCAAUUCUUUUUUUUUCUUUUCUUUUCUUUUCUUUUAAGGAUAUCCUGUGGUUGGAGAGGAUAGGCGUUCUUAUGUAAACUUUGAAAGGUCUUGUAAUGUAUGUUCCUUCUUCUUUCAAUAAAGCUUUGCGUUGCUUUAAAAA